This is a messenger RNA of Manis javanica (Malayan pangolin), 2864 nucleotides long. It is a transcript of the gene CHST12, whose product is annotated as carbohydrate sulfotransferase 12. The record is from RefSeq and is a predicted model, not a curated record. Gene Ontology annotation, biological process: carbohydrate biosynthetic process; proteoglycan biosynthetic process. NCBI's taxonomy places the organism in Eukaryota, Metazoa, Chordata, Mammalia, Pholidota, Manidae. Gene Ontology annotation, molecular function: sulfotransferase activity. Gene Ontology annotation, cellular component: membrane.
UGGGCUCAAAGCUUCCAAGUUCUUUUAAUCCCCUUCCCCUUAAGCAGGAAUAGGUAACCAAGGACAUGUGAAGAAUCCUCUGAUUUGGAAAAUAGAGAUCAUCACCCACACUUGGAAGCAGUGGAGAGAGUGGGGAAGGAGACCUAGAAAGCAAAUGGUCACCAAUGUACACAUGGAGAUACGAAAAUACUGUAUUCAUGAGACAAGAACAGGACUCUGAGAAAAAGCAUUCAAAGCCAAAAAGAAUUCUUGGAUAUAAAAACACAACAGCAGAGAAACCAAAAACAACACCUCAGUUGCAUGAAAAAUAGAGUUGAGGCACUGAGGGACAGAAAAGCAAAGAUUAAAAAAAUGGAAAAAGGAAAUGGGAGGGUUAGAUUAGGAGGCCCUCAGCUAAAUAAUAAGAAAGAAAAGAGAAAAUAGGAGGAAUCAUCCACAAACUGAUACAAGAUAACUUCCUGGACCUCAAACUUCGGGACUUGAAGGGCCGCCGAGUAAGCACCGGGAUGCCAGUGCAGGGGUCCUCCACCGUCCUGUCUGUUCCCCCACCUGGGAAAUGUGCAGUUGGGGGGUGUCUGGCAGUGGAGGGGUGCUUAGUUUCCCACAGGCACCAGCGAGAGUUUGGAAACAAGGGAUUCCUUGGAAGUGCUCUGGAGCUGUCAUUCCAGAAUUUGGAUAAUGAGAGUUCAGAUGGAGAGAGAUGUACACACCCACUCCAAGGCCCGUUGUUGGGAAAUGUCAGAACCCCAGGACAAGGACAUUGUGCUGGCUUGUAGAGGAGGAAUCAAACAGGCCAUCCGCAGGUCGUCCCGGGGUAUGGUGGAGUGGCUUGGACACCUGUCCAGCGCAACACUGCAAGCUGGAAAACUGAGCAUGGCUUUUAGAGUUCUAGGAGACAGUUUUCCACUUUGAACUCUAUACUUAGACAAAGGAGAGUAAAGAUACAUUCAGACAUGCUCCAAAAGUUUGCCUCUCACAUACUUUAAGAAAGUGACUGGCUGGUGUGCCCUGCUUAAUCGAGGUGGUGAGUCCAGAAAGACAACUAGAGAAGAUGGGAUUUUCCUCAGGGGAGGUGGAGAGAAUCCACCAGAUGAAGAGAGAGAGUGGACAUCUCAUAACCCGAGCUGGUCCCUGGGCACCCAGCGGCCAGCCUCUCAUGAGGCUCAAGUGAAAGGGGCCGGGUGAAGGGCCCCCGCCCUGUCUGCGGACAGAAUGACCAAAACCUGCCUUGUACGCCUGUGGCUGGUCCUGGGGUCUGUGUUCAUGAUCCUCCUGAUCAUUGUGUACUGGGACAGCGUGGGCGCCGCCCACUUCUACCUGCGCACCGCCUGGUCCAGGCCUCGAGCCUCGGAGCCCCGCCCCAGCCCCGGGCAGCAGGAAGGGAAGGAGUUCGCCUCCGACGUGGACGAGUUCUUGGACAAGCUGCUGCGUGCAGGCAGGAAGCAAAGCGUCCUUUCUGGUAGGAGUGUGGAGCAGCCCUCCCUGCUGGUGUCCAGCAAGCCAGUGCUGAGCGCCAUGGAGGAGAGUGUGAGGGGCUAUGACUGGUCCACACGGGGCGCCCCGCAGAACCCAGACCCCGAUGGGCGGCAGGCCAAGAGGAGGAGCGUGCUCCGUGAGUUCUGCACCAACACCAGCUUCAUGUUCCCCGCCAAGGAGCGCUCCUUCGACGACAUCCCCAACUAUGAGCUGAACCACCUCAUCGUGGACGACCGCCAUGGGGUCAUCUACUGCUAUGUGCCCAAGGUGGCCUGCACCAACUGGAAGCGUGUCAUGAUCGUCCUGAGCGAGAGCCUCCUGGACCAGGGCGCCCCGUACCGCGACCCCCUGGACAUCCCGCGGGAGUACGUCCACAACUCCAGCACCCACCUGACUUUCAACAAGUUCUGGCGUCGCUAUGGCCGGUUCUCCCGCCACCUCAUGAAGAUCAAGCUGAAGAAGUACACCAAGUUCCUCUUUGUGCGGGACCCCUUUGUCCGCCUCAUCUCGGCCUUCCGCAGCAAGUUCGAGCUGGAGAACGAGGAGUUCUACAGGAAGUUCGCCGUGCCCAUGCUGAGGAUGUACUCCAACCACACCAGCCUGCCCGCCUCUGUCAGUGAGGCCUUCAGCGCGGGCCUCAAGGUGUCCUUCACCAACUUCAUCCAGUACCUGCUGGACCCCCACACUGAGAAGCUGGCACCCUUUAACGAGCACUGGCGGCAGGCGCACCGCCUCUGCCACCCCUGCCAGAUCGACUAUGACUUUGUGGGGAAGCUGGAGACACUGGACCAGGACGCCGCCCAGCUCCUCCAGCUUCUCAGAGUGGACAAGCUGCUCCGCUUCCCCCCGAGCUACCGCAACAGGACUGCCAGCAGCUGGGAGGAGUACUGGUUUGCCCAAAUUCCCCUGGCCUGGAGGCAGCAGCUCUACAAACUCUAUGAGGCAGAUUUUGUUCUCUUUGGCUACCCCAAGCCUGAAAACCUGCUUAGAGACUGAAGGCACCAGCAGGGGAGAUAACCCCAGACAACAAAUGCAUGGGCUUGCAUUGCUGCUUCGGAGCCCAGUGGGCAUCUGCUGGCCCUCGCUGGCCUCCUGACCAUGCAGUGGCAGUUGCCAUGCGUGUUUUUUAUGCUUUGUUACCCUCUCAGCCCAACACAUUGCAGAGUCCGUAGUGCUUCUGCUGACAAGGCCACUGAGGCCCCUGGAGCCAACCACACCCAUGCUCUGGUAUUUUAAAUGACCUAUGAUAUUGCAAGCUGGACUUACUGCUCACUCCACUGCCUGUAUUCCUUGAGUACUGUAUUAAUAUUGUUUUUUAAGAUUAAUAUAUUUCAGAUAUUUAAUAUGAAAACUGGAGAAGGAAGUGAUGGAGUAAAGUGUUACAUCCA